Messenger RNA from Nicotiana attenuata, 1155 nucleotides. RefSeq lists its product as uncharacterized. NCBI's taxonomy places the organism in Eukaryota, Viridiplantae, Streptophyta, Magnoliopsida, Solanales, Solanaceae. The record is from RefSeq and is a predicted model, not a curated record. The transcript has a single exon. The coding region runs from base 1 to 1155 and encodes 384 amino acids.
AUGUCUGGAACUAUGGAGCCUUCUGAAGAGGUAGUUCAACCAGAAAUUGAAGUCAUGGGGGAGGAGUUCUUAGAAGUACAGGAAGGGGAACCCAUGGAUGAGGCCAUUAGCUUGAAUGCUCUUUCAGGUACUGAAGUGCCAAACACCAUUAGACUCAAAGGGGAGUCUAAGAAGAACACCAUGACAAUCCUUUUGGAUUCAGGAAGCACUCAUAGCUUCCUAGAUUUAGAGACAGCAAGGAAAAUGGGGUGUGUUAUCAAAGAAAGUGUGCCUAUGAGAGUGACAGUAGCCAAUGGGAACCAUUUGUGCAGUCUGUACACUUGCCCCAAGUUCAAAUGGAAGAUACAGGGAAUAGAGUUUGAGGACUCAGUAAGAUUACUGAGACUUGGGGGUAAUGACAUGAUUUUGGGGGGAGAUUGGAUGAAAGGACACAAUCCUCUCCUAUUGGACUUCAUAGAGUACAAAGUCCAGGUUACACACAAGGGAAAAAGGGUGGAACUUAGGGGCAUUUAUCACCAAGGGGAAUUAAAGAGCAUGACUGCUACUGGGGUAAAGCAUCUACUUAAAAAGGGUCAAGCUAUAUGGGCUCACUUGUUCACUAUAUCAGCAGCAGAAGCACAGUUAGAGGAAAAUAUACCUGCAGCUAUCCAACAAGUACUGAAGGAGUUUCCAGAUGUCUUCUCUGAGCCCAAGACAUUGCCACCAAGGAGGAAUCAUGACCAUUUUAUCCCUCUAAAAGCAGAAACAAAUCCAGUUAACAUCAUACCUUACAGGUACAAUUUCUUUCAGAAGAAUGAAAUAGAAAAACAAGUAAAUGAAAUGCUCCAGAAUGGAAUUAUUCAGCCUAGCCAUUCUCCCUUUUCUUCACCUGUUUUACUAGUAAAAAAAAAGGAUGGUAGUUGGAGAUUUUGUAUUGAUUAUAGAGCCCUAAACCAAAUGACUGUCAAAGACAAGUUCCCAAUUCCCUUGGUAGAUGACUUAAUGGAUGAAUUACAUGGUUCAUGCAUAUAUUCUAAGAUAGACCUUAGAGCUGGCUACCAUCAAAUUAGAAUGGGAGACAAGGACAUAUAUAAAACUGCCUUUAGAACAAAUUUGGGGCAUUAUGAGUUUAAGGUUAUGCCCUUUGGGCUAACCAAUGCACCAGCUACAUUCUAG